Messenger RNA from Pseudoliparis swirei, 1461 nucleotides. It is a transcript of the gene ankrd34ba, whose product is annotated as ankyrin repeat domain 34Ba. The transcript has a single exon. NCBI's taxonomy places the organism in Eukaryota, Metazoa, Chordata, Actinopteri, Perciformes, Liparidae. The record is from RefSeq and is a predicted model, not a curated record. Gene Ontology annotation, molecular function: protein binding. The coding region runs from base 1 to 1461 and encodes 486 amino acids.
AUGGCGGCGGCCAUGGACUCGGCGAACCCUUUGCUGAGAGCCGUGUUCCUCGGCCGCCUGCGUCUCACGCGGCUGCUCCUGGAGGGCGGAGCCUACAUCAACGAAAGCGACGGCCGAGGCCAGACGCCCCUGAUGGUGGCCUGCCGGAACCGGCAUACCGACGCCCAGAGCGCCAGCCGGGUCAAGCUGGUCCAGUUUCUCCUGGAGAAAGGAGCGGACCCCGACAUCCAGGACAAGGAGGGCCGCUCGGCGCUGAUGCACGCCUGCCGGGAGCACGCCGGCCACGAGGUGGCGGCGCUGCUCCUGGCCAGCGGGGCAGACAUCGGUCUGGAGGAUCGGUCCGGGACGUCGGCGCUGGUCUACGGGGUCGUGGCCGGAGACUGGAAGGUCCUGAAGCUGUUGCUCGACACGUGCAAGGCCAAAGGGAAGGAGGUGAUCAUCAUCGCCACCGACAAGUUCCCAUGCGGGAAUCCUCAAGCGCAGCAGUACCUCAGCAUGCCUCCUCUCGGGCCUCUUGACAAAGUGGCUCCCGCAUCUCCCUCGGAGGUCCAGCUCGUCACCUCCCCCUCCGUUGGCCCCCCGAAGACGGCCUUCUCCUUCAAGGAAGCCCAGUCCGGCGGCCUGACCUCCCACCCUGGUUCCCCGUCCCGGUUUCAAAGGCUGGGCCAGGCGGCGCCCGGCGGCCUGCAGCAGCCGCCCCUCCUGAGGCUGAACUCAGAGCCCUGGCUGAAGGUCCCGCCGGCUCUGCUCCGCCGGGACCUCGCCCUCCGGAUCCACCAACCGGAUUCAACGAGCGAGACCUUCAAGUGGUCCGAAGGGCGCUCGGCGAGGGCCAGAGGGGCGGAGCUGAAGAACGAAUGUGCCAAACGCGCCGGACAGAAGAUCUCCCUCCCGGGCCUCCUGUCCUCCCACUCCGCCUCCCACCCCAACCUCCACUCCACAAACCUGGGAACGGAUUCGCUCGCCUCCUCUUCCUCCUUCUCCUCCGGUGCCAAACACAUCGGCGCCUCGCUCCAGGGCGUGGCCUCGUCCAGCCUUCACAGCGUCAUCCAGAGGCGCCGGCUCGGGGACAUCUACAGCUCCGACCCGCAGCUCGCCAGAGACGUCCACCAUCUGCUCGAGGAGUCCCAGCAGAGAGCGAGGGACCCGGCGCCGCUCCGCUGCUCCAGCACCCUGGGCUCCAGGGAGUCCGUGGCGGUGGCGGCCAGCAGGAGGAUGCCGUGCGGGUCCGAGCGCAGAGGAUCCGGAGCCUUCCUGCCGGACCGCAGCUCCCAGGCCAAGCCUCGCUGUCUGCCGCCUCUGGUCCUCAACUCCGCCCUCCACCUCGGCGGUUCCUGUGAGUCCGGGACGACGAGGGGUUUCCUCCCCUCCGCUCCCCCCGGCCACCCCAAAGAGAUGACCAGGAGGAUGCUGCUGAGGAGACACUCGAUGCAGACCGAACAGUUCAAAACAACGGCGUGA